Aphanomyces astaci is the source of this 591-nucleotide messenger RNA. RefSeq lists its product as hypothetical. Gene Ontology annotation, molecular function: nucleic acid binding. Lineage: Eukaryota; Oomycota; Saprolegniomycetes; Saprolegniales; Verrucalvaceae. The record is from RefSeq and is a predicted model, not a curated record. The coding region runs from base 1 to 591 and encodes 196 amino acids. The transcript has 3 exons.
AUGCGCGCGUCACCGAAAGCCAACUUAAACAACGACCAGCGCCAAAGCGUUCUCCACCUGCUCCUGGUGUGCCUUCGGGAAGGCAAAUUGCCUCACGGCUCGUUUCAGUUUGUCGCUGGGAAGUUCGGCGUCACUCGCUCCACGAUACGCUUGAUCUGGCUACGCGCACAGGUCGACUUGAACAAUGUCCAGCGCAUCUGCGAAAGCGUAGCGUUACAAAAGUACUCCAGCUACGUCAAGCCCGCGCUGACGGAUGCCAACAAGUCGCUGCACUUCAAGAACCUGAUGGACACCGUCCACAUCGAUGAGAAGUGGUUCUACAUGACGCGCAUCAAGCGCAUGUUCUACUUGGCUCCUGGGGAGAAGCCGCCUCAUCGGAAGUGCAAGUCCAAACGCUUCAUCACGAAGGUGAUGAUUUUGUCGGCUGUGGCGCGUCCGCGGUGGAACAACAACACCGGCGAGUGGUUCGACGGGAAGCUCAGGACAUGGCACUUCACCGAGAUGGCUCCUGCAAUGCGCUCCAGUCGCAAUCGUCCUGCAGGCACGAUGGAGUUGAAGACGAAGAACGUCGACAAGACAGCGUACCGUUAA